UCGAGUUGGUAUUAUAUCAUUUGGACAAAGAAAAAAAAAACCAAUGUUAUGGUUUCGGUGUGUUUUUCAUAAUGUCAUAUAACGAGUCGCAUGAAAACCGCAUGAAGAGGGAGAAAUGGUAACAUUUUGAGCAACAGACAAUACAUUGAGGUCUAGUUGAAAGAGUUACAACUUGGUGAUCACACCAAUCAAUCAGUUGAAAUUUAAAACGAGACUUGAAAAAAAUGAAUUUCUUUUUAAUUUUACAUGUGAUAAUUGGCGCGUCAAUCGUAACGGCGAAACCAGUUGAUGUAAACAAUGACGAUCGACCUUUAAUCAAUUACAUCGCACCACAUCAGAUUGAUGACCUGCCGAUUGUUGAAAAAGAACGAACAGGCCAAUUGGAGUAUGAGGGCAUUCCAUCAAAAGGCAUAUCGAUUUAUGAUCAAAGUCAAAAAAAGUUCGGUGACAUUUUAAGAACAAAUGCCGAACCAAUCGUUGAUACAAUUCAAGAGGAAGAGAAAUAUGGAAACGAUGGAAAUCGCCCUUGGGAUAGAGCCAUCGUAAACACACUGGAAAAAGUGUCUGUUUUUGUCAAUAAUGUCAUUGAGACACCCAAACAAUUUGCGAGAAGUAUUACACAAAAAAUAACGGAUGGUUUGAAUGUAGUAGGCGCAAAAAUUGUUGGUUUAUAAUAGAAUUCUGUAAAUAGUUCAUAAGAAUUUUAAUGUUAUUGGUGACUUUUUCAAUAAAAUGUGUUGGAAAUUUAUAAAUAA
This is a messenger RNA of Contarinia nasturtii (swede midge), 755 nucleotides long. RefSeq lists its product as uncharacterized. Lineage: Eukaryota; Metazoa; Arthropoda; Insecta; Diptera; Cecidomyiidae. The record is from RefSeq and is a predicted model, not a curated record. The transcript is spliced from 3 exons. Bases 225 to 674 code for a protein of 149 amino acids.